This is a messenger RNA of Manduca sexta (tobacco hornworm), 6121 nucleotides long. RefSeq names its product cytohesin-1 (gene step). The record is from RefSeq and is a predicted model, not a curated record. Gene Ontology annotation, molecular function: guanyl-nucleotide exchange factor activity. The transcript is spliced from 8 exons. Gene Ontology annotation, biological process: regulation of ARF protein signal transduction. The coding region runs from base 1392 to 2582 and encodes 396 amino acids. Lineage: Eukaryota; Metazoa; Arthropoda; Insecta; Lepidoptera; Sphingidae.
AGAUAAGUGGAAAUAUUGUGACUACGUCGUCGGUCUCCGAGGGUUUUUCUCUUUUGAUUUGUUUUUGUUUAUAUCAUUUUUACUUUAUUGUACAGAAUUUUAACCAGUAUCAAAUAACAAUUAAAUAAUUUGUGGAAGAAUAAAGUUUAGUAGUACCGUUGCUGAGUGUAUAAAAAUCAAACGUUAGGACUUUUAGUCAUAAAUGAAUGAAUUAAACUAGGUUAGGACUUUAAGUAUGCUUUACGGGUAAUGGGAAAUACCAAUAGACAUUUUUAAUUAGUGAUGUAGAAUAUCCUCUAACAGAAAGUCUUGAAAUUACAUGAAACAAUAUUUACCUGUUUGUUUAUGAUUACAUUUAUUUGUAGAAUAUAUGAAUUAUCAUAUUAUAUUCCACAUGCAAUGUGAUUGCUUCAGAUUGUAAAGCUCGAAUUAUAACAUGAGCUAAUUGUUACUUUUCAUUAGAUCCUACGGAUUUAUUGUUAGUAAACAUACCAUUCCCAAAAAUUUUUGGAUUUCUUUUUCUUACUAAAUUGUUGUACAGUACUUCAUAAACUGAUACUUAUUAGACAUGACGUAUGCAUCUAGUUCUUCGGUAGUCAUUAUUUGAUUGAUCAAUGCGCUGACGUCGAUGCUCCGCUCUUAUCUUGAUUAUAUUUACCGAUAAAAUGGAAAUGCUCCCAUAGAAUGUAUAAUAAAAAAAAAUGCUAUGAUUUACAAUAGAAAAUGACAAAUUACAUUAAUGGCACUUAUCCUUGCAAUGUAUAAUACGUUUUGUAUUUUAUGCAUUAAAAGUAUAUAAGUUGAAAAUAUUGAAAUAGUUUAUUUUGUUAGCGUGGAAUGGCAUUCCUGGAAACCGGGCAAAGUUGGCUAGGUAUUCAAUGGCUUUAUCACAUUUCCUUUGCCGCUUCCGCAGUUCGACUGCUGGAUUUGAUAACAGUACAGUUCAGCGUCCAUUUGUUACAUUUUUGCGAUACGUAUAUCGGUCACUCAGAAAUUAAUAAACAUUAUUUUGUAUUAUAAUUAUUUGUUACGAUUGCUCUAAUAUUAUUUAUUUGAGACAGACCACGUUUUGGGCAUUUUCGCUUUUUGAUUUUUUUUACAAAUCAUUAUAGUUCAUAUUUUAACAGCCCAUCGUCACACACUUCUAUUAUUAUAUGAAGUAUAAUUAGGUAUAGAAAUUACAUUUCUGCUUUAAUCUUAUGUUUUUGCGUUAAUGAUAGUGCUUUGAUGGCAAUAGGCGCGCGUGUUCGACCUUGUCACAGACGUGCAGAAAGAUAAAGAAUCUACGUAGUGUAGGUAUAUGAGUGUAAUUGUCACCGUGCCAAACAUCGGUGGCGCCCGCGACUAUCUUCAGUUGAGUGCGUUCCUUAGAGGGAAGUGUAUGGCACGCGAUGUGUUUGCAUGUUCGCCUGCUGUGCGGUGCGCUGUGGUGGCCCCUGCUGGUACGUUGCGCUCGUGCUACCCGAACCUACGACGACGACUACGAUCAGCAACUCAAAGAUGAGUUGGGAGAGGUGGUGGCCGAGCUGGAGGCCCUGGACGGGCAGGAGGAGUGCAAACAGAAUAGCAAAGCCAAACAGAUGAGUAUAGGCAGGAAGAAGUUCAAUAUGGAUCCCAAGAAAGGUAUCGAAUACCUGUACGAAAACGGUUUGCUUCAGAGGACGCCGGAGGAUGUGGCACAGUUCCUUCACAAAGGCGAAGGGCUCAGCAAGACUGCGAUAGGUGACUACCUCGGGGAACGAUCGGAAUUCAAUGAGGCGGUGCUACGGGCUUUUGUCGAUCUCCACGACUUCACAGAUUUAAUACUAGUACAGGCAUUGAGACAAUUCCUAUGGAGUUUUCGUCUGCCAGGCGAGGCGCAGAAGAUCGAUCGUAUGAUGGAAUGUUUUGCACAGAGAUACUGCCAGUUGAACCCGGACAUAUUCACGAACGCCGACACGUGUUACGUGCUCAGUUUCGCGAUAAUAAUGUUGAAUACGUCUCUACACAACCCCAGUGUUAAGGACAAGCCGGCGCCCGAACAGUUCGUGGCGAUGAACAGAGGCAUCAAUAACGGUGGCGAUCUCCCGCAGGAAUUGCUCUUGUCAUUGUACGAGUCUAUAAAGACGGAGCCAUUCAAGAUUCCUGAAGACGACGGCAACGAUCUCAUGCAUACGUUCUUCAAUCCUGAUAAGGAGGGUUGGUUGUGGAAGCAAGGCGGUCGAUAUAAAUCGUGGAAGCGACGGUGGUUUAUACUGAACGACAACUGCCUGUAUUACUUCGAGUACACGACCGACAAGGAGCCGAGAGGCAUCAUUCCACUGGAAAACAUAUCUGUGCGCGCGGCGAGCGACCGCCAGCGCCCGCACUGCCUCGAGCUGUACGCCAGCGGCGGCGCCGACCUCAUCAAGGCCUGCAAGACCGACUCCGAGGGCAAGGUCGUCGAGGGCAAACACACCGUCUACAGGAUGUCGGCGGCGACGGCGGAGGAGCGCGACGAGUGGAUCGAGUGUCUGCGGCGCUCCAUCAGCCACAACCCCUUCUACGACAUGCUCGCGCAGAGGAAGAAGAAGGCGCAGCACAGCCUCCACUCCUCGCACUAGCGCCGCCCCACCACACCCUGCGGCGGACUGUGGAAUCACUCGGGACGAAACUUAUAAAGUUUCCGCUGUCGGUGGACAACGGAUCGGUCCAGUUUGUAGCAAGUUGCGCCGGCGGUCUUCGCUGACACUACAUGACCACUACUACAUAGGCUUUUAAUAUAACUUUCUUACUAACGUGUCAACUCACGAGCGAGUAGUAUGAAGGCUGUGGCCUGAGGAUCUGUUUCGAUUGCGUCCAAGUCAAAAAUAGGUCCAAAUUUAGAACCUCAGUUAUCCACCAGAGGCGCUGAAUCCUCUCAUAGAUAUCUUUCCCUCGCAUACUUGACACGUUUAGGUUUUAAAUCUUGUGAUAGUCAACGAAUAUGGCUGCUAUACACAUCGACACAAUAAAAAAAAACAUGUAUUUUGUUGAUUGAUUUAUUUAGGCUGUGCAGUACUUAAAUAAAAACUAUGUGAGCCAUCUUGCUGUGGUUAAUGUUUAAAACGAUUAUGUCGUAAUACAAUUUAUUAACAUCACGGCAAAGUGACUGCAUUACACUUAAUGGUAAGUGCUGUGUAGUCUAAAUAUAAUGUUAAUUAACACGAAACGUUCGUCCAAAAAUACUCGUCUGACUUAUUGGAUAAUACAUUGGCUGAGUCGAGCUGAGAGUGUGUACUAUCUUGUUGGGUACGCAACUUAUUGGGCCUCUUUAUAAUAGUGCAGUUGCAAUGAAUUAAUUCGAGAUGACAUUUAUUUUACAUGUUGGUGGACAAUUCCUAAAAUUCGAAGUUAUAGUUUUUUAGAUUGUGUCAGUUAAAGAUAGCGACGUAAUUGUAUGUAAACAAUUCGGUUAAUUGGAAAUGGGUCAAUUGAUGCGUUCGUCGGUGAUAGUGGUCGAGAGCGGCCUACGUACAAACGUACGUAAUUAUGUUUUGUUUAUAUUUUUACAAGGAAAAUGUUCCUAACAUUACGGGCCGAUAACAACGCCUAAACUAGGCCGAAUUCUCAAUUAUAAAACACGCAGUCGUUAGUUUACUUUAUUUAUUUGAAUUUUAUUGAUUUGUGUAUAAGUAAAUGAAUUAAACAGAUCAUAGUCAACUGAAUUUAGAUACACGUCCAUCUGUAGGUAAAUAGUAAAGAAAAACGAGAUUAGAGAAUAAACGAACUCCAAUGAAUAUGUGAUAUUUACAGCUAUGAAUAAAUGACGGCUAACGAAGUGUACAUCGUGGUACAAGCGACGAAAAUUGUUACAUUCGAUGCUUUUAACAUUCGCAUGCUUGAAAAUUUGUAAGUGUUGCUGUUUUUACUGACGACGUAACAAAAUAAUCGAUAUAGAGAUUAAUGAUCUUGAAAUACGAUUUUGAAAAGCAAAAUCGAUUGCAAAAGUAAUAAACUUUGAUUUUUGAGCAUGAGGAUGAUAGGAAGAUCGUAAUGGAAGCCGUAUUAUGAAUUACAUAAAUUUGCAGCAUUUUGUGGUUGUUUGUAACUGUCCAUGUAUAUAACGAUGGUAAGACUGAAAAAUAAAACAAAAAUAAUGUACUUUUAAAGCAUUAUUUUACUGUUAAUUUGGAUUAUGUACCGUUGAAAUGUCAACUCAAACAGAUCAGAGUAGCAAAAUAAAAAAAUACGGUAUAACAUCACUGCGACAAUAUGAUUUGCAAGUACUGCCAAUUUAUUUGAAUAUUUUGCCAUGCCUGCAAUAAAAAUAUAAUAUAUUUGGAAUUUUUUGAUUGGAUUCUUACCGUUGUCUAGACAAUAACGCGUUUAUACAAAGUUGAUCGAUGUUUUGUUCAACUGGUGAAUGUAAACGAGAUCGUAUUUAAUGAGAAGUAUUAAUUUAAACGUAUUUUUAAUGUAACAUACAAUGGGAUAGUGUAAAGUAAAUUUGUGUAUAAAUAUAAUGUAGCAUUAGUUGACUACUUUAUUUAGUGGGAGAGUUUACUUUCGUAUGUGAUUGUAAAUAACAGUCGUAAGGUUUGCGCUCAGUUUCUACUGGACAAACAGUAUAGCUCGGUGAUAGAUUAAUACUGGACAUUUACAGUUGCAUUUGUUAAAGCUGAAACGUUUCGUUUUUGUCUUCUAGAAACUGAGCGGUCGGGAUGGUCUUAUGCAAUAGCGAGGCGCGUAAACAUUCGCUAAUAAUGUUUACAUAGUUGUAUUUCUGUCAUACUGUAUAGAUCAUGAAAGCGCUUUUGAUAGAGUCUGGAGAGAUAAAUAUUAAUACAAAUAUAGCUCCAUCUAUAAGCGUAUAACUCUGAAUAAUGUUUUGUUUACACUUGAGGAUUGUUGAUACAACGUAAUAUAUACUUUAAGAUGGUUCCGUCAAUGUAAAGUUUGGUGGCGUUUGUCAUGUAUUUAAGUAAUUUGAAAAUUACACAACACAAGGCUGUCAACUGUAUUCAAUUACCCGAACUUAAAAUUUCCAAAUAAACAGCUAAAAGUGGGAAACCACGAUGAUGUCAUGGCAACACCCGUAUCGCGUUGUAUCAAUUGUAAUUUUAUAAUAUUAAUUGUUCAAAGAAAAAACUAAAUGCAAACAAAUAUCUACCCUCUUUUCAAUUUUCUGUUGUAUUCAGUGUAUUUGACAGAUCAUAACAAAGACAGUAUUUGUAAAGAAGGUAUUUGCUUAUGUUUCGUUUAUUCCUUGUCUCAAUGUGGUAUAGUCUAAACUAUAGGCACCUAGUUUUGAAUUUCAUUAUUAUUUCACAAAGAUUUUUUAACGUAAUCAUUUCUACUUAUAACUCUGGCAGUCUAAUGCAGUUAUUUAGUUUAGUUUAAUGGAAAAUGUUUUACAUUCCCUUAUUCCUCUUGUUAUACACAUCCUUGAAUUAGCGCAGUUUUAUUUCUUAUCCUCAUCAGUAGAGGUUUAAAUCAGUGUUUAAACUUAUUACUGCUUCUCUAUUUUUUCAUUGUAUCAAAUAAUUUAAAUGGCAGAGACAAAACAAUGAUUAGGUUCAUCUGUGAUUAAAAAAAAAAAUUGACUUAUCUUAACUCUAUAUUCACAUAUUAUGUCUGCUAUUCUAUAAUCUUAUUCUUCGUAACUUGUAAAUAAUUUCUCCCUUGCUCGUUUUAGGAUUCACUGUCCUCUAUUUGUAUUAAUAUUUGAUAGAGGUGCAUUGGUAGAGGGGAAUCAGAGAGUUCUUACGAGGCAUUCUUAUCCCGUAUUGGACUACUUAGGGUCUUAAGCUCCUCAGCUGCUGAUGGAGCCUGUAGGAUGAAUAGGAACCAGGUUCAACCAGCGGUUAAUGGGGUUAAACCAUAGCCCGACGAUAUGAUUAGCAAUCUGAGAGUGAAUGAAAUGAUUGGUACUGAAUGUAACGAUGGCAUUGGUGGUUUUUAUACAAACGUGGUCUGUGUUUACAGAACGGUGCCUAAUACUGAUCUGUCUAGUUGUAGCGUUAGAUGUAGCGAGCUUAGUGUAAUGUCCUGUAAAUUUGCCUAAAAAGUUAAUUUAUCUAUGUAAUGUCUUGUAUCUCCGUUCACGGUCAUAUGAAUAUGUUCAUAAUAAUGUUGUAAAUAAUUUUGCAAGAAAAUAAUUAUACAUAAAUAUCUUUAUUUA